UGAAGUUAGUAGUACAACUUUUCUAUUCUCCAUUCAGCAAAAAAUCCCAUAGUUUCGCUAAGUAACUGGGAGGACUGAUACCGCUUUAGGGCAGAAUACAGGAGGUUUUCAGUUGGAGGCUUGGAGCUCUUGAUUUCCAGUUUCACUUCACCAGUACUUGUACCCCAGUAUGGAGAGCUACAGUAGUCCAAAUAAAGUACGGACGACACUUUCAGAAUAUACAUCACAGAAUGCCGAAGUAUUUGGUUUUGUAGAGCCAACCAAACAGCCAAGGAGCCGCCUGGUCAUGCAUGGCAUGGCAAUGUUCGGAAGGGAGUUUUGUUACGCAGUGGAAGCGGCGUUUGUGACACCAGUACUACUUAGUGUGGGUCUACCCAGGAGUCUCUACAGCUUAGUCUGGCUUAUCAGCCCCAUUUUGGGCUUCAUUCUACAACCCGUCAUUGGCUCAGCCAGCGACCACUGCCGCUCGAGCUGGGGAAGAAGGCGGCCUUACAUCCUUUCAUUGGGCAUCCUAAUGAUACUUGGCAUGACCUUGUACCUAAAUGGCGAUGCUGUGAUAUCAGCUGUCAUCCAAGAGAGUAACACAAAGCGGACAUGGGCCAUAGUUAUUACAAUGCUUGGAGUGGUUAUUUUUGAUUUUUCAGCUGAUUUUAUUGAUGGGCCAAUCAAAGCGUAUCUGUUUGAUGUGUGCUCCCAUGAGGAUAAAGAAAGAGGCCUUCAUUACCAUGCUUUGCUCACUGGUCUUGGGGGAGCUCUGGGUUACCUCACAGGUGCUAUGGAUUGGAGCCAUACCUUCUUGGGGCAAAUUUUAGGAUCCGAAUAUCAAGUCAUUUUUGCCAUCUCAGUGACCGUGUUCACAGUAUUGCUUAUUGUACAUUUAUGCAGCAUUCCUGAGAUGCCUCUAGCAGAUGACAGUUUAGAGUCACAAAGGUUGGUAAUGAGUACCAAACCUCCUACCUAUGGAGGUGUGGAGAAAAUAGCUAAUGAUUAUUGUGAGCAUCAUGAGAAGAGCUCCUGCAAACUGAGCAAUAGUUCCACGCUGGGAGGACAUACCUUUACUGACAGUGAUGAGCAAGAAAACAAACAGAAACGCAUGACUCUUCGAUCGUUGCUGAAGGCUAUAAUAAGUAUGCCAUCUCAUUAUCGUUGCUUAUGCGUGAGCCAUUUAAUUGGGUGGACAGCAUUCCUGUGUAAUAUGCUCUUCUUCACAGAUUUUAUGGGGCAGAUAGUGUAUCAUGGGGACCCAUAUGCAGCACACAAUUCAACAGCUUAUCUCACCUAUGAAAGAGGAGUAGAGAUAGGAUGCUGGGGUCUCUGCAUCAACGCUAUGUCUUCAUCUGUAUAUUCAUAUAUGCAGCAAGCUCUCCUACCAUACAUCGGAUUGAAGGGAUUAUAUUUCACUGGAUAUUGCUUGUUUGGUCUUGGGACUGGAUUGAUUGGACUUUUCCCAAAUAUUUACUCCACCUUAGCUCUAUGUUCAGCUUUUGGUGUGAUGUCCAGCACACUAUACACUGUACCCUUUAACCUUAUAUCAGAGUACCACAGAGAAGAAGAGCGGGAAAGACAGCUUGGUGGGAAGAAAACAGAUGGCAACGAUCACGAUAGAGGCAAAGGUGUUGACUGUGCAGCCCUUACUUGUAUGGUUCAGCUAGCACAAAUCAUCGUUGGAGUUGGACUGGGCCUUCUAGUUAAUGCUGUUGGAAGCAAAAUUGUUAUUGUUGUUGCAGCUUCAACUGUAUCCCUGAUAGGGUGUUGCUUUGUUGCUCUUUUUGUUCAAUAUACAGAGUGACUCUUAAUUUUACUGUAACAGACAUGGUAACACAUUGGAGCUUUAUGAGACUUUUGUGAUAUAUGUCAAAACGUUUUGGCAAACUGUUAAACAUCAUUUAAUUCUCCCCAGUCCUUUUAUUUAAUGUUUCACAUUUGAUUCCUCUAUGCUUGGCUGUGUCAUUUGACAAUGAAAACAAAUGAGAGAGUGUGCAGGGUUUAUAAAGUUGCUCCUUUCCCUGCUUUCAAUGAUGGAUGUAUAUUUUGUUCAUUAUAUGCUGCUGUGUAAUCAUCAACCUUUUUGCCUGACAGUAGUUUUAUUAAGUUAUUUUAAAGGGUGCUGUGGAUGAAUAUGAUAGCUAGAGGUACCUCUAAUCAGCACAAAAUAAAACAUUGAUUUAGCAUUA
Protopterus annectens (West African lungfish) is the source of this 2174-nucleotide messenger RNA. It is a transcript of the gene SLC45A2, whose product is annotated as solute carrier family 45 member 2. Lineage: Eukaryota; Metazoa; Chordata; Ceratodontiformes; Protopteridae. The transcript is spliced from 7 exons. Gene Ontology annotation, cellular component: membrane. Bases 170 to 1789 code for a protein of 539 amino acids. The record is from RefSeq and is a predicted model, not a curated record. Gene Ontology annotation, molecular function: sucrose:proton symporter activity. Gene Ontology annotation, biological process: transmembrane transport.